AUGACCCCCCAAAAAGCUAUUGGACAACAGACUUUGCAGCAGAGAAAAUAUUUGAAUGGUACCGGAAAGCUACUUGCUGCUUGGAUCCAUGACAACCAUGUAGACACUAUUCACUUUGACAAUCUGCACCAGCAUGGACCAAGACAUUUAAAACAAAUCUUUCAAGCAGUCAAUGGAGUACAGUCGGAAAGCUAUAUCUUUGAUCCAGAAGAAGUACAAUCAUCUGGAUGCAAUCAUGAAGUAAACAGCUAUAAAUGCAAUGAACAAGGCAGCAAUAAAUCCAAAUUCAAAGAGAACAGUGAAAAUGAAGAACCCAAAAAUGAAUUCCAGAAGGAUGAGGUAAACAAAACAGAAAAUAAAAAUCCAGUAAACAGUACAAGAGAAACUCUCUGGAAUCACAGAGGCAAUGAUUCUCAAGAGCACAGCCUUGUGGGGUAUGCUGCAAAGCUUGAUGUUGCAGUCAAUGGUGGCAACUCCUGUGCUCAGCACUCCAUGCUCAUCCCCAACACAAGCCCAGUGAAAGAAACCAGUGAAAAGGGAACCUCCAGCCAGUCAGAGGCUUCUUCAGCCAGCAACAGAGAAUUUUACACCAAAUCAAAUAGGUCUGGACAAGAACUUGACCUAGAGACAGGCAGUCAAAGUAAGGCAAUCAGCAAUGUGCCUAACAGUAUUCCAGACUCCCAGUCUGCAGAAGACAGCAUCUUUCUCAAAGGAAACUCAAUACCGCAGACAGAAAACAGUGCCAUAAGACUGCCAAAUAUUGAUUAUCCCCAAAAUGGCAAUCAAACGGGGAACUAUGUUGAAAAAUACAGCUUUUCAGUCAACUUUGCACAUUCAGACCAAAACACUAGUGCUUCAGCAAUACAGGAGCGGGACUUUUGUGUAAUCCCACCUUCACCUGCGAAAGAGAGCAGUAUUGAACCUUUUAAAACUGACUCUGCAAGUUUGACUGAGAGCCUUACUGGGGGUAUCACUGCAGUGGCUGUUACCAAAGUGACACAGGUACCCACACAGACAAACCAUAAAGAUGUCAAUAGAGGGACUGAAGAGGAAGACGCAGAAGUUGCAGCAGCUCUGGCUGCACUGGAAGCUGCAACAGCAGGAGAGGACCUAGAAGAUGAUGGUGAAUACUAGAUGGUUUGCUUCUAAUACACUGGAUAAGAUCCAGGUCUUAUUUCUGGAUCCAUAUGAACAGAUAUACAGCACACAUGGAGAGCUGUUAUGAACAGCAUAUAUAAAAGGAGUAGGGGCCAAACUUUGGCUGUUUUAUACAGCCUUUUAAUUUCUACUGCCCGAGGUACAGAAGUGCUCCCUUGACUAAUGGUAAUGCUCUU
Messenger RNA from Hirundo rustica (Barn swallow), 1334 nucleotides. It is a transcript of the gene PGCKA1, whose product is annotated as chromosome 5 C4orf19 homolog. The coding region runs from base 1 to 1134 and encodes 377 amino acids. The transcript has 4 exons. The record is from RefSeq and is a predicted model, not a curated record. Lineage: Eukaryota; Metazoa; Chordata; Aves; Passeriformes; Hirundinidae.